UUUUUUUUUGUUAUAAAUAAAAGCCACUUUUUUGACAUUUUUAUUGUUCGAAUGCAAAAGAUGGCUAGUGCAAUUAACUUUAAAUUACAACAAACAGACUCCAAUUUGAUUCGUAGAGGAGCAUUACAAUUUAUUAAAAAGAAUAAAACAAUUCAAACACCAGCAUGUAUGACUUAUACUCUUCGUGGCUCAGUACCCCAUCUUGUUGCAGAUAAUUUGAAAUCAUUACCCAUUGAACUAGUUCAAGUCUCUUUAGAACAAUUGUAAAGAUUUUUUUUUAACGUAAAAAAAAGGGGGGGAGAGAGAGAGAGGGAAAAAGAGAGAUUGAGAAAAGAAUUAAAGGAUUAUAGUGACAUCUAAUUAUGUGCAUGUUUCUACAUUUAGCUUAGAACAAAAAGUGCCUUCAUCUUUUCAAUACCCUCAUGGUCUUCAUAAAUAUUUGCAUC
Messenger RNA from Cokeromyces recurvatus, 446 nucleotides. RefSeq lists its product as uncharacterized. Lineage: Eukaryota; Fungi; Mucoromycota; Mucoromycetes; Mucorales; Mucoraceae. The record is from RefSeq and is a predicted model, not a curated record. The coding region runs from base 52 to 267 and encodes 71 amino acids. Gene Ontology annotation, biological process: tRNA modification. The transcript has a single exon. Gene Ontology annotation, molecular function: pentosyltransferase activity.